Thermothelomyces thermophilus ATCC 42464 is the source of this 1197-nucleotide messenger RNA. RefSeq lists its product as uncharacterized. Gene Ontology annotation, molecular function: magnesium ion binding; ribose phosphate diphosphokinase activity. The transcript has a single exon. Gene Ontology annotation, cellular component: cytoplasm; ribose phosphate diphosphokinase complex. Gene Ontology annotation, biological process: 5-phosphoribose 1-diphosphate biosynthetic process; purine nucleotide biosynthetic process. The record is from RefSeq and is a predicted model, not a curated record. NCBI's taxonomy places the organism in Eukaryota, Fungi, Ascomycota, Sordariomycetes, Sordariales, Chaetomiaceae. Bases 243 to 962 code for a protein of 239 amino acids.
AGGGCCGCGCCAGGUACAGCUUGGAUUCGUCGUUUGACCUAUCUACCUUACAGACCAUCGUCCGUUUUGACUGUCGACGAGGGCGGAUACGUUCUUCUACGGACGGUUGAAGGCCGAUGAUACGGUAAUGAAUACGAUUGAGUCGCUGCGAACCACCAGCCAGUCAACCAGCCAACGGCUCAAACGAUCCUUGGAGGCUGGUUAGAGAAAAAAAAAAGGCAGAGAAAAAAAAUAGAAUAAGAAUGGUCCGCAACCUCGUCCUCUUAUCGGGGUCCUCACACCCGACCUUCGUCGACCGGGUCGCCUCGGUCUUGGGAAUCGCGCCCUCGAGCAGGGUGCUUGGCAAGUUUGCGAGCGGCGAGACACGGUGCGAGAUCAGGGAUUCGGUGAGGGGCAAGGAUGUCUACAUCGUGCAAAGCUUCGGGGUCGGCGGGCAUACCGUACCCGCUCGCGGGGUGACGGGGUAUGAUGACGGCUGGGCUGAGGGCGAGGGGGUCGACAACAGCGGCGGGGGAGCGAGCAACGGAGAGGGCAAACACACGGUCAACGACUACUUCAUCGAGCUCUGCAUCAUGAUCUCGGCCUGCAAGACGGGCAGCGCGAAGAGGGUCACGGCUGUCCUGCCCCUGUUUCCGUACUCGAGACAGCCGGAUCUGCCCUUCUCGAGGGUCGGCGCGCCGCAGCGCGACGGCAAAGGGAAGUUGGAAGUGGCGGAACGCGGCAGCUACACCGAGCUCGAUCACGAGAAUCCCUCGUCGUCGUCGACGACGACGAUGAUGAUGAUGAUGAUGGCGCUGCAGGCCAAGCCGGGACACGAGCAUGUCACGGCACACGUUGGCUCCCUGGCGGCGGACCUGUUGACGUGCGCCGGGGCGGACCGGAUCUUGACGUGCGAUCUGCACGAGAAAGCCUAUCAGGGCUUCUUUGAUAUCCCGGGUACGUCUGUUGAUACGACUGCCUGACGAAGUUCGGCCGCGCGGAGCGGCAUGCAAUGACUGACUCGCAGCUCUUGCAGUUGAUAACCUCUACGCCCGCCCGCUCCUGAUGCGCUACAUCAAGCAGAACAUACCCAGCUAUCGCGACGCUGUCAUCGUCAGUCCCGAUGCGGGCGGCGCUAAGCGUGCCAGCGCCAUAGCCGACCGUCUUGGGCUGGCCUUUGCCCUCAUCCACAAGGGUAUGCAUUUUGUCCCCCCCCCC